Gasterosteus aculeatus aculeatus (three-spined stickleback) is the source of this 1873-nucleotide messenger RNA. RefSeq lists its product as uncharacterized. Lineage: Eukaryota; Metazoa; Chordata; Actinopteri; Perciformes; Gasterosteidae. The record is from RefSeq and is a predicted model, not a curated record.
AUGAAGCAGAGCCAGCAGAGGGCGGCGUUGUGCUCGCGGGCCGCCGAGGAGGCGGAGGAGUCCCGAGGCGAGGCGGAGAGGAGCAGGGCCCUGGCCGAAGCUCGGGCCCUGGGGAGCCAGCGGGACCAGGGGGCCGCGGAGGCCGACCGGAGCCGCCUGGCCGAGGAGCUGCAGCGGCUUAAGAAAGAGCACACCGAUUUGCAGGUUUCCCUCGCUAAAGCGGAGCAGAGCUGCUUUGAAACCAAGCUGAAGCUGGACCGCGAGUCGGGGGACAAACGGGCCCUUCUGCAGGAGAACAGGAGCCUGGAGGGGGACCGAGACGACCUCCGACUGAAGCUGAGACAGAUCACGGAGGACAAGGUCCAGAUCCAACAGAGCGAGGUGGAUUCGAGGCGCAGGGAGGCGGCGGCGGUGCACCAGGGCGAGCAGGCCCAGCGGGCUCGGCGGGAGGCCGAGGCCGAGCGGCGCCUGGCCGAGGAGGAGAGGCGGGACAGGACGGCCGAGUGCCUGGCCUGGAGGGAGAAGCACCGCGAGUUAGCCGACAGGUUCAGAGCGCAGGAGGACCUGAAGGCCCUGAGGACCAGCAAGGCUUGUCAAGCCAACAUCAAGAGUUACUUCCUCUGCAUGACAGAAAGCGACCAGAGGGUUAAAAUUCUCAAAAAUCAAGACGGCUCCCCGAGAAAUUUCACGGAAGGGGAUCCUGUGUACAUCUCCACUCCCGAGUCUAGUGCUGGAGAGCCUGAAAGGAGUUCAUCCAGGACCACGUUCAGGGUCUCCGCCCCACACAUGGGCCCGAGUCGCUUUGACGAGCUGCCCGCCUUCGAAGGAGAGCGCCCGGACUCCGCCCCCCCACGCAGGAGCAGGAAGGUGGUGGAAUACUUCUGGAUUCCCUCAGAGGAGUAGUCGUCAACCAUCUCUUUGCAUGGAACUGUUGUUGUGGACAAUUGAGGCCCAACAAGACCCUGGUCCACUUUUGGGAUUGAAGUGAUUUUAUAUUCAUCAGCCUAAAUAGUGCCGAUUUUGACGCUCCUGUUACUUAAUUCUCUACUCAGACAUUACUCUCCUAAACAUGGAUGAAAUAGGUUUGAGGCUAUUAAAGCUCUGAAUUUGGGAUUUAUUAGCCAAAAUGACAAAUUUGUACAAUUUUGGACAUUCUGGUAAAAUGAAUAACCCAGUAUGUUUCCAUGUGGUAAAGAGAAGUGUUUUCAAAUGCAUAACAAAAACAUUUAGUGAAACUCCAAUUGUUGUCCCCUUUAGUGUGUUAUAGAGUGCAAAACAUUUUAACGAGGAGUGUGAAUAUAUUAAGAAUAGCAGUAAAAAUAGUGAAACUGGUUUUGGUGCUCAUGUAGUUGACUUUAUUGACAUUAAAGCAAUAGAAGGUGCACAAUAACUUUGAAUAUGUUAUAGCAUGAUCUUCAUAAGCAUGGCCUGUUGGCACAUUUUUUGUGUAAAGUAGUUUCUUAUUUAAAAGUAGUUUAUCUGAGGGAGGUGAAUACAUUUUAUUCACACCUUUACUCCAAAAUGCUGAGCGAGACUCCUACAACUCAACAGCGCCAUGAUUUAGAGGGGAAGAAACAAGCCUUUUCUCUUCACUAAUAAUAAUAAUAAUGAACCAAUUAGUGCAAUUGCACCCUCAAAGAUCAGUGACAAGGCCGCUUGUUAAUAGCCUUAUGCUAAAAGAGCAUAGAAUCAGCAAAAAGGAUCAAUAAGCUGCUAUAUUAACAGGGGAAAAGCUUCCACAUUUUUAAAUAAAGAACUUCGCCAAAGGUGAAGUCUCUAAUCUGCAUUUGAGGAAAUGAAUAACAUGCACAGAAAAAAAACAUGUUGAGCCACUCCAGGAUUCAUGUAGCUGAUCGGGACACCGAUAUAAAAA